Molecule: messenger RNA, 540 nt
Organism: Tribolium castaneum (red flour beetle)
Lineage: Eukaryota; Metazoa; Arthropoda; Insecta; Coleoptera; Tenebrionidae
Gene: ATPsynCF6
Product: ATP synthase, coupling factor 6
Exons: 3
Coding region: 154-480 (108 amino acids)
Biological process (GO): proton motive force-driven ATP synthesis
Molecular function (GO): proton transmembrane transporter activity
Source: RefSeq, a predicted model, not a curated record
AUUCGCCAGAAUAAUUUAAUAAAUAGCUCAAAAAAAAAAUCGAUCAAUUUUCUCAAUUUGCCACCAACCUAACAAACAAAAAAACACCGAUUUGUGAAAAGGGUUAAAGGGUGUCAUUUCGACUUUUGCAUUUUCCGCUCAAAUUCCCUCAAGAUGUUGUCUUCGCAUCUUUUGAACAAUAUCCACAGGUCGGUCCGUGCCACAGUCCACUCACGCAACAUCGGAAUCCUCGCCCCCUGCUUGCAGAAGGCCUCCGACCCGAUCCAACAACUCUUCAUUGAGAAAAUCAAAGAAUACAAACAGAAAAGUGGAGGUGGCACCAAACUCGUGGAACCCUCGCCUGAGAUUGAGCGCGAGCUCAAGUCCGAGCUAGAGAAGGUGGCCAAGGUCUAUGGGGGCGGUCCUGGCGUUGACAUGACCAAGUUCCCAACGUUCAAAUUCACGGAUCCUGUGAUCGAUCCAAUCAACUUGGAGAAAUAAAUUUAUGUAAUUAGUCGUUUAAAUGAACAAUUAAAUUAAAAACUCGCUUUAUUAAACCAA